This is a messenger RNA of Trichomonas vaginalis G3, 333 nucleotides long. Its product is annotated as proteasome regulatory particle assembly. NCBI's taxonomy places the organism in Eukaryota, Parabasalia, Trichomonadida, Trichomonadidae. The coding region runs from base 1 to 333 and encodes 110 amino acids. Gene Ontology annotation, molecular function: protein binding. The record is from RefSeq and is a predicted model, not a curated record. The transcript has a single exon. Gene Ontology annotation, cellular component: cytoplasm; nucleus.
AUGAGUGAUAAUUAUACUCCUCUUCAUGUUGCUGCUUAUAUUGACAGCAAAGAUAUGGUAGAAAUUCUUAUUUUACAUGGAGCAGAUAUCAAUUCAAAAGAUAAUAAUGGCUGGACGGCACUUCAUAUUGCUGCAAGAAAUAAUAGCAAAGAUAUCGCAAAACUUCUGAUUUUGCAUAACGCAGAAAUUAAUGCAGAAGAUAAUAAUGGGUUUACUGCUCUACUUAUUGCUGUAACUCAUAAUAGCAUUGAAACACUAAAACUCCUUAUUUCAAAUGGUGCGGUGAUUAAUCAAGGAACAAAACCAACUUUAAUCCAAUUGAGCAUGAAUUAA